AUGGACAGAACUGGUUCAAGACUUCUGCUUGUGGAUAAUGAUUUCCUGGACAGUGAAAGUGGAGGUGAAUCAUCUUCUGGUUAUGAAUCCAGUGACUCUUCCAAUAUAUCACGUGACUCGAGCCCCGCCCCUUCUAGCCUGCCUCACCCUUCAGCUCAGAGCCAUGUGAUGAUCUUCAAAAGCACCUCCGGUCUUCAGGACAGCCUUGCUUUUAUUCUCAACAUGCCCGAGCUGUGUGAUGUCACUUUCCUUGUUGGCAAAGAUCAAGUUCCGGUUCAUGGGGUCAAGGCCAUUCUAGCAACUCGUAGCCGGUCUUUGUAUCAACUGGUCCUGCACCAUCAGAGACAGUCGGAGCUGACAAAGACUACCAAGAAGAGAUUCAAGAAACAGAAACCCCCUCCCUACCCGAACACGCUCGUCAUCCACGUCCCUGACUACCAGGUGGAGACAUUCAGAAGGUUCAUCACCUUUGUCCAUUCGGGCAAGGUCAAAGUCGACGUCAACCACGUUGUCGGUCUUCUUUGCGCAUCAGAAGAGUUCCGACUUCCUGAUCUCCGCACUGCUUGCACGGAUUUCAUAGACAGAUGUCAAGGUCACGGACAGAGAGAAAAACUCAGAGCAACAGCCAGGCAAUAUCCACACAAAAUACCUGCUCAAAGGCUACUGGCUGAGAUAACAGAGCAAACUAAAGAGGGUCCCACCUGCAAGAUAUUGUUGAAGCAUGGCCUGGUCAUCACCUGCCACGACAACACAGUGGUCUCCCUCAUCAGCAGCUACGACAGCACAGUGGUCUCCCUCAUCACCAGCUACGACAGCAUAGUGGCCUCCCUCAUCACCAGCCACAACAACACAGUUGUCUCCUGA
Molecule: messenger RNA, 864 nt
Organism: Haliotis rufescens (red abalone)
Lineage: Eukaryota; Metazoa; Mollusca; Gastropoda; Lepetellida; Haliotidae
Product: serine-enriched protein-like
Exons: 5
Coding region: 1-864 (287 amino acids)
Molecular function (GO): protein binding
Source: RefSeq, a predicted model, not a curated record